AUGUCUGUCGUCUACAAAGACCGCGACGAACCGCGCACUUACACGACCGUCCGCCGCUAUCGAGUACCCGACCGAGCAUUUGAGGAGGAAGAUACCUACGAGAAACAAAUAGUCAUCAAGCGCGACCGCGAACANGGCCCCCGAUAUGACCGCGAUCUGGAAUACCGCACCCGCGAGCGAGAUGCCCCAAGGGAAGUCAUCCGCUACGAACGUAAUGUCGAGCGUGCGCCUUCUCCCCCUGAUCGGGUCCGCGAGUUCCGCUUCGAGCGAGAAAUAGAGCGUGAACCGCCUCGUCACGAUCAAUGGGACCUGGAGAGGUACACUCGCUCCACCGAGUACUACCAACCACAGCCCAUCAUCAUACGCCAACAACCACAACCAAUCAUUAUCAAGGACGCCCCUCGACAGCCCGUCCUUCUCCAGCGAGAGGAUCCCCAUUACGAACUGAUCGAGCGUGAUGAUGCGCAGAGAAGGAGGGAUGACGAUGAUUACUACUACGAGCGGACCACUCGUGAGGUUGAUCGAGGUCCGCGUCGUGGAGGCGGUGGUGAGGACUUCUAUGACAACCGUGAUUAUAGACGCGAUGUUGACCCCCGGGAUUCAGCAUCCAACUACGCCGACGAUCGCUACAGCAGCGACGAGGAUAUUGUCAUCACUCGCACAGAACGAACCGGCGGCUCGCGCGACCACUCACCACACCAUCGCCGCCAUCUAGCCGAAGGUGCCAUAGCCGGUCUUGGAGCCGCAGAAGUCCUUCGCCAUCAUCGUCGAAAACAGGGUGAGGAAGGCGGUCAUCGUGGUCGCCAGCUUCUGGGCGGUGCUGCACUGGGUGCUGUUGGUGCCGAAGCCCUGAGCCGUGCCAGAAGCCAUAUGAGGAGCUCUCGCUCAAGGUCAGUUUCGAGUGAUCGCUCAAAACGUUCCAGCCGACGUGAAAGACGCCGCCGUUACCGCAGCAAGAGCAGAAGUAGGAGUCGUUCUCGUGCGCGUACUUUGGCCAAAGUCGGUACAGUUGCUGCUGUUGGUGCUCUCGCAGCAUACGCUCUUCGCAACAGAGGCAACAAGGAAACGGUGAUCGUUAACAAUGAACUCCCACCACCACGACGCAGCAGGUCUAGAAGACGCCGUUCCUCUGUUGGCAGUGUUCCUACCCCGCUAGAUGCCCGGAACAGAAGCAGAAGCGAAAGCAAGCAUCGCGAUCCCGGACAUCGCAAUCGUCGCAUUGCUCAAGCCGGCCUUGCAACCGCUGCAGCUGCUGGUAUCUUGGAUCGCGUGCGCAGUCGUUCGAGAGGUGGCAAGAAGUCCCGGUCGAAAAGCAGAGUUCGUACCGGUGCGCCGAUUGCUGCAGCUGGUCUGGGUGGUGCUGCUCUUGCAGGCUUGUAUGAGCGGAGUAAGGCUCGCAAAGAAGCUGCCAGAGACGACGCAUCCGAACCCGGACGCCCUCGGUCCAGGUCUCGUAGCAGAUCUGUUCCUUAUCCUGAUGAUGAGCCUCGUUUGCGCAGAGCUUCGAGUGAUCCCGCGCUUAUAGAAUACGGCGACGAUCCGAUCUACCCGAACCGACGUUAUGAGGAACCACCAGCCGAGUAUCGUCGUAGGCGCAGAGGUAGUUCCGCCUCGUUGAGCCCUGACAGACGCAGACAUGACAGAUCGAGCCGCUCAAGGUCGAGAAGUCGAAGCAGAACUAGAGGUUUGGCUGAGGGUGCUGCCGCCGCGGGCGUUGCUGCUGUAGCUGCACACGAGUUGGGCAAACGGGAUGAGCGUAGGAGGUCAGACCGUGAGUGGGACCGGGAUCGCAGACGCCGUGAUGAAGAGGACGACAUGUAUGCACAUGACAGACCAUACUCCCCACCACCCAUGGGGGCCAACGCCGCCUACCCUCCAACACCUCAGAGCCAUGAGUUCUACCCUGCCACCAACUCUUUCCCACCUCCGCCAACAGAGAACUACGGACAUCAGCCAGAAUAUCCACAGCACGAAUAUGCUCCCUACAAUCCCGCGNNGAUUUCCCCGCCUCCAGGAGCAGCUGGUGCUCCUCGGGGCCGACACGAACACGACGAACGUUAUCCUAGUCCAGAUCCCAACCUGGGCUAUCCUCAUGCUAAUGAGACCUUUGCUGGUGACUCGCGUUACGCCGGCGACAAUCGUGGCCGGCCAGGUCCAGAACAUGUGAGUUACACUCCUUCCGGCACAACAUCUGAUCCACACGAUUCUUCUGGUGGGUGGUUCGGUUCGGUUAUUAGUUUUCACGUUCGAAUUAGAGCUAACAUUACAUACNNAGAUGGUGUAAACAAGAAGAGUGUGCAGUUCAAUGUACCGCCUAGCGAAGGUACGAGUUCGCCAGAUGCACGGAAGAAACUCAACCCUCGAGAUGCAGACCAAGAUGUGGACUAUUCGGAAAGCGACGGACACGACGACAGAAUCAGAACGAGAAGCGAAUUAAGCAGCGACGGCACUACAGAAACAGAGCACAAACGCAGAAGACGUAGACGCCAUCGCUACCACGAACAAGACACUGACGAACACGAGGAACACGAACGUAACGAUGAUCACAUCAAUACCCAACACCGCCGCCGCAGACGCCACAGAUCCCGCGAUCUUUCACAACAACGACGCACAGGCUCGCCAGACAGCGUGAACUCCAGCGAGACAGUCGAACUACCACCACGUUUCGGUCCAGAAGGCCGCAAAGUGCCAGAACGCGGCGAAGACCCCCUUGCCGACAAGAUCGAAGACCUACUCAGUGGAAAAGGGCUCGCUGGAGGUAUCUUCAAGCGACUUACCGGCGAUCUGCUUGGUGACAGUGCUGCGAAGAAGAGACGUUGA
Aureobasidium uvarum is the source of this 2820-nucleotide messenger RNA. Lineage: Eukaryota; Fungi; Ascomycota; Dothideomycetes; Dothideales; Saccotheciaceae. The record is from the annotation of a GenBank genome assembly.